AUUUAAUUGUUAGAUAAAUAAGUAAAUUAUAAUUUUUAAUAAUAAUAAAAUGUGACAAGUGUUUGAAAUUUUGAAAUUUGUGAAAAAGAAAAUUUUUUAAACAUGUUGAUUAAGAGUUUAAUUGUAUUAUUAGUAAUUAAAAAUAUAAAUGGCGCGAUAGUGCCACCACCAUGGGCUAAUCCAUCGAGUAACCCAUGUGCUGCGGAACCACGUGGGUGGCAAUUGCUCUAUUGGCCACCCGAUGGCAAAUGUUACAAAAUAUUUAAGAUUGGAGCCCCGUGUCCAGAAACAAUGGAACUAGGUCCAUCUGCAAAAGGUCAAGGAGUUACUGCUGAAUGUCGGUGCCCACCGGGAACAGCCCAGUCGUCUUAUGAUUCAAUUUGCUAUGGAAUAUUCACCAGAGCCGCGUGUCCUGAUGGACAAUAUUUCGCGCCACUUCCGGAUACUAAUGACUCUAGGAGGUGGGGAGUCUGCAAGAAGCCAGAAGAGUGCGAGCGCGGGAAAUUAUUCUGGCCGCGAGACGGCAAGUGCUACAGCAAAUUUACCCGCGGGCCGUGUCCGAGAGGCCAAUUGCUUGUGGAAAGCAAGGAGGGAAUUAGUGAGUGCUCUUGUGCUGCAGAAGGCGAAUUGGGGGCUUAUUAUUGGAGAGGCACCGAGGAAGGCUGCUUCGAACACUACACCAGGGGUCCUUGUGCUGAGUCUGGGGAAAUUUUUAUGCCCGGUGGAAUUUGCGGGUGUUUCAAAAAUAUGCCUCAUUAUCACUCUGAAACGAGGAUGUGUUAUCCUCUAGGAGGUAUAGGGCCGUGCAAACAAGGUCAUCAUUACGUAGUAACAAACGCAAGCAUCGCACGUGAGGAAGAAAUAUACGCAACAUGUACUUGUAAACCUGGUCAUGUUCUCUACUCAGACGGUCUCUGCUACCGCAAGUACACCCGCGGCCCCUGUCAGCUCGGCAGCAUGCUAAUAAACUCAACAUCCUGUGUCCAGGUGCCCUGCAAGCGCGGGAGACUCUACUUCCCCCGAGAGCGAACCUGUUACCGUGUUGGUAAUCGCGGUCCCUGUUCUGCUGGACAAGUAGUCCUCUAUGACCACAACGUCCGGCCCUCCGUCGACGGUGUCAGCUACAACGGGGUCUGUGGUUGCACGAAGCUUCUGAAAUUGUCAGGAAAAUGCCAUGACGCUCUCGAGGAAAAUAAAUGCGAAAUGAUUCCUGGGAUGUUCUUAGUGGGGAAAACCUGCCACAAACUCUACACCCAAGGACCCUGUGGCCAGGGUGAAUGGCUCGUUGCCCAAAGACGACCGCGCGGUAAAUUUAAUGGCCAAUGGCUAAAUAAUAAUGAUUAUAAUAAUAAUAAGGUGACUUGUGAAUGCCGUCCGGGUUACAAAAGAAUAAAUUCGCCGGUAAACACUGACACGGAUGUCGAAACAAAUGUGCUGAGUGGUCUACCUGGUGAAUGUCAACCACCGGCUGUCGGUAUUGCUAAUUAUUUAAACCAACAAUACAAAAUUAUCCAGCAGUAAUUUAAAAUUUUUUUGUGUUGUGAUGUGAUGUGAUGUAAUUUUUAUUUUUAAAUUUAAAAUUUUAAAUUAUUAUUAUUAAGGACAAUAGUUGUAAUGUUUUUUUAAUUAGUUGUAUUUAUUGAAGCCAA
Molecule: messenger RNA, 1649 nt
Organism: Microplitis demolitor
Lineage: Eukaryota; Metazoa; Arthropoda; Insecta; Hymenoptera; Braconidae
Product: multiple epidermal growth factor-like domains protein 10
Exons: 5
Coding region: 103-1521 (472 amino acids)
Source: RefSeq, a predicted model, not a curated record